Molecule: messenger RNA, 1471 nt
Organism: Xiphias gladius (swordfish)
Lineage: Eukaryota; Metazoa; Chordata; Actinopteri; Istiophoriformes; Xiphiidae
Gene: ino80e
Product: INO80 complex subunit E
Exons: 8
Coding region: 40-780 (246 amino acids)
Biological process (GO): chromatin remodeling
Cellular component (GO): nucleus; Ino80 complex
Source: RefSeq, a predicted model, not a curated record
GCGACGCAUGAAACUGACGUCACGACAGUAAACAAGAGCAUGUCGCACAGACAGAGUCAAGCAAGAGAAAUGAACGGUCAAGUGGACGUCGAAGUUGACUACAAGCGGAAAUACAAAAAUCUGAAGAGAAAACUAAAAUUUCUUGUUUAUGAGCAGGAAUGUUUUCAGGAGGAGCUUAGGAGAGCACAGAGAAAACUUCUCAAAGUUUCCAGGGACAAAAGCUUCCUCCUGGACAGACUGCUACAGUAUGAGAGGGUAGAUGAAGACUCCUCAGAUUCAGAUGCAACAGUUUCAUCAGAAAACAGUGAAGGAGAAGGCCCCAGGGAGAGGGAGAGAGAACGAGACGUGGCAAAAAAGCGAAGAAGUAGUCCUGGGGCAUGUCUUCCUUCAUCAUCCUCCCCUCAUCUCUCCCUGCUAUCCCGUCCUGGUGUUAAUGCCCUGCAGUCAUCAGGCUCUGGACCUUACCUCAACACUAUGCCCUUCCCACCAGAGUAUUUGGCUCCCCCAGCUGAACGAAUGAAGAAAGAGAGAAAAACAAAGACGCCAAAAAACAAGAAAGAGACGACGGGGAAGGUUGUUGCACAAAUGGCAGCCAACUACCCAUCAGCCCCCGCAGCCCCUCCAACAGCCAGCGGCCCAUUCAGCUGGGUUCCCAGACAGAUGCUUAGUGGAGAUGCAGCUGAGGAGGAGGGGGAAAGCGACGGAGACAGCGACAGAGGAGAUGAAGACAGAGGGGAGGGAGAUGAGGCUGAACUAGUCAUUGACAUUCCUAAUGAGUGAGCCUGAGUGUGUGUUUAGAUGUAUUUAUAAGCAGUGGGUGGAGGGCUUGUACAUGUGUGCAAAAGACUGAAUGUGACUGUAUGUAUUUCUGUAUUCAGUAGCCUAUUCCACAUUUUCGAAAGAGAGUCAAGCUCCCCCUUGUGGACUUUUGCUUAACAGCAGUAUUGCUGUUAAACAUAUCUCCCACAGAAAUGUGUUUUUUAUAUAUUAUGUUAAGAAUUUAAUCUGUGUAAAAAGUACAAUUUGUAAGCUUUUAAGAAAAAUCUCCUGCCACUGUGAUGCUUGGAUACUUUACUUUGUACACAGCUUCAAGCUGCCUGCUGAUAAUUUUUUGUGUAAACGUGUAGCAAUGCACAACAAUGACUAAAGCUAGGUGUGUCCUUUAAGAGAGAAUGUUUGUUAUUGUCUUGCAUUGUCAAACCACCAUCUCAGAUUUGGUAAUGUUAAAGUACUGUAGUCCAUUAAAGCUGAGUUAGUAUAAUAGAGAUAUUUGGGAGUUUAAAUCGUUGAGUAUUGUUUGCUUCUUAGAAGCACUUUUCACACCUGUUAUUUGAACUUAUACUAUGUUUGUUUUUUUUCAUCAAAUUGUCAAAAAUCAAUGGUUUUCCUUUUUUUUUAAUGGAAAGUUAUAAUUUUUGCACCCAUCAAAUUAUGUGUGUCAGAGAUUAAAAUGUAAAAUGUUAUAACUUUA